This is a messenger RNA of Cladocopium goreaui, 893 nucleotides long. Lineage: Eukaryota; Dinophyceae; Suessiales; Symbiodiniaceae. The record is from the annotation of a GenBank genome assembly.
AGUUAGGCGGCAUGAGGGAUAAUGGUGAGUCGUCCGAGUCAGAGAAAAGUUGGGGCUCUGAGGACGAACCUGCCAAUGAACACCCUAGCAGAGUUGCUACACGCGGGAGACAUGUCCCGCCAGUUCAGCAGAUUCAACCCGAAUCGGAACCCAGUAUGGACUGUUCGGAACCAACGACAACAGAUCCAUUAGAGGAGGAGGAGGACCCAUGGUCCGGGGGGCAAGACCCUUGGGCAAAUGGUAGGGAUCCGUGGAGUGGUGGUGGAAGUCAGGGUGGAAGUGCCAAUUCCACGGCACCAGAUCCACGGGAUGGCCAGGAUCGAUUGGCCAAGCCAAAUCCGGGAGCGCAGGCUGGAGAUCCCUGGGACAACGGAAAUGAUCCGUGGUCAAAGGGCAGAACAAAUGGCAAAGGCACAGCGCCUGCAUCGACAGUGCAAGGAAAAGGAACAGGAAAAGAAUCCUCUUCGACAGAGGACCCGUGGACUCGCAAUGACCCGUGGGCGGAGGCUGCAGCAAAGGGGCAGCAAUCACACACAGGGGGCAAAGGAGCACGUCCCAAGCCUCCGCCCCCGAAGCCUCCGUCUUCAGACGGUGAAGAGCCGCAGAAUACACGGUCUCGAACUGCAAGCGGUGUUGGGACCGCGGGCCAAUCUCGGCAGAGAGGAGUUGAUGGGGAGAAGAAAGUCGACUAUCUCGACUACGCGAAGAGGUGCUUUCGACUUGGAGCGGCUCAGAGUCGUUGCUGUGCGGUCGAGGUUCAGCCUAACAAGAAGAUCACCCUACCGGGCUUCCUUCGAUGCGAGUUGGGAGAAACUCUCUUGCUGCGAUUCGUGAGGGAUGACUUCGCACUGCUGGAAGACUUCCCAUCGAAGACAGGCCAAAGAAUGGGGUAA